Morone saxatilis (striped sea-bass) is the source of this 3849-nucleotide messenger RNA. RefSeq names its product nuclear factor of kappa light polypeptide gene enhancer in B-cells 2 (p49/p100) (gene nfkb2). Gene Ontology annotation, biological process: non-canonical NF-kappaB signal transduction; canonical NF-kappaB signal transduction; response to cytokine. The coding region runs from base 167 to 2866 and encodes 899 amino acids. Gene Ontology annotation, molecular function: protein binding; RNA polymerase II cis-regulatory region sequence-specific DNA binding; DNA-binding transcription factor activity, RNA polymerase II-specific. Gene Ontology annotation, cellular component: cytoplasm. The record is from RefSeq and is a predicted model, not a curated record. The transcript has 24 exons. Lineage: Eukaryota; Metazoa; Chordata; Actinopteri; Moronidae.
AGUUUUGUGUUUUUCGGGGAACAGACAGACAGACAGACAGACAGACGGACAGCAGGAAAAAGAACAGAACAACCUCAUCCUGCAGGGAGCUGGCCUUCUUCAUCUUCAUCUUCAUCUUCAUCUUCUCAUCUUCUUCAUCUUCUUCAUCAUUGCCGGAGCUCUCAGGAUGACUGAACCUCAGUUCAUCAACUCCUACGACAACGAUCUACAUAUGAAUUUGAUGCAGUACGACUACAUUCCUCCAGUGGACAUAAAGACUGAACCCUACAUACCUGAGACAGCUCAUGGUCCCUACAUUCAGAUCAUCGAGGAGCCCAAACAGAGGGGCUUCCGUUUCCGUUAUGAGUGCGAGGGUCCGUCCCACGGCGGGCUCCCGGGGGCCUCCAGCGAGAAGAACCGGAGAACCUACCCGACAGUGAAGAUCAAUAACUACGUGGGUCACGCCCGGGUGGAGGUCCAGCUGGUGACGCACUCCGACCCCCCUCGUGUUCACGCCCACAGUCUGGUGGGACGCCACUGCACUGAGAACGGCACCUGCACGCUGGACGUCGGCCCCAACGACCUCACCGCCUCCUUCAGUAACCUGGGGAUCCUCCAUGUGACCAAGAAAGGUGUGGUGGAGGUUUUGAGUCGGAGGCUGCGAGAAGAGAGGAAGAGACAGAAAGGAGCUCACUGUCACCUCACAGACUCGGAGGAGACGUCCAUCCUGAAGGAGGCCAAGGAGCUGGGGAAGGUGAUGGACCUGAACAUCGUCCGGUUAAAGUUCACCGCCUACCUGCAGGACAGCAACGGAGGAUUCACCAGAGCGCUGAAACCUGUCGUCUCCAACCCCAUCUACGACAGCAAGUCUCCGAACGCCUCCAACCUGAAGAUCUCUCGGAUGGAUAAGACGUGCGGCUCGGUGCUCGGAGGAGACGAGAUCUUCCUGCUGUGCGACAAAGUGCAGAAAGAUGACAUCGAGAUCCGUUUUUAUGAGGAAGACGAGGAUGGAGGCUGGGAGGCGUUCGGGGACUUCUCACCCACCGAUGUUCACAAACAGUACGCCAUUGUGUUCAAGACGCCGCCCUAUCACAGCGCCGAGAUCGAGCGUCCCGUCACCGUCUUCCUGCAGCUGAAGAGGAAAAAGGCCGGCGACAGCAGCGACCCCAAACAGUUCACCUACAUCCCGCACGUUCAAGACAAAGAGGAGGUGCUGAGGAAGAAGCAGAAGCCGCUGCCUCACUACGAACCCUGGAGAGGAGGAGGAGGAGGAGGAAGAGGAGGAGGAGCCGGGGGAUUCGGAGGAGGAGGAGGAGGUGGAGGAGGAUUCCAGUUCAACCAGCAGAUGAAUGGAGGAGGAGGAGGAACAGGAGGAGUCUUCUUCUCAUCCGGAUUCACAGGCUUCGGCACAGGAGGCGGGGCUCAGAUGUCCGGCUCCACCCCUCAGACGGGGGUUACCCAGCAACAGACAGACACACAGACGGGAGGACAGACAGGCUCGCCACUACAACAGCAGCUGUUUCAGAUCGCUACCGCCCUCCACAGCCGAGCCUCUCAGAGCGCCAGACAGACCGCCGCCGCCCUGCUGCAGUACUGCAGCACCGGGGACGCACGGGUCCUUCUGGCAAUCCAGAGACACCUCUGUGGCGUCCAGGACGGCAACGGGGACACUCCUUUGCACCUGGCCAUCAUCCACCAGCAGACUGGUGUGAUCCAGCAACUGAUCCACACUCUGCUCAGCAGCCAGCAGCAAAACAUCCUCAACACAGCCAACCACCUUCGACAGACUCCUCUCCACCUGGCGGUGAUCACCCGGCAGGUGAAGGUGGUGGAGGCAUUGCUGAGGGCGGGGGCCGACCCCAGCCUGCUCGACAAAGAUGGCCGCAGUCCCAUCCACCUGGCGGCACUGGCUGGAGACCACGCCUCACUCCGCCCCCUGCUGGCACACCUGGGAGAACGCCACGCCCACCUGGUCAACACCCCUGACUACCACGGUCUUCAUCCUCUCCACCUGGCGGUGAGGAAGGACGGCGAGCGCUGCCUCCGUCUGCUCGUGGAGGGCGGAGCCAAAAUCAACGCGCCUGAGCAGAAGAGUGGAAACACCGCCCUCCACCUGGCUGUCAGAGAAAACCUGUUCAAGAUGGCCUGCACUCUCAUCACAGAGCUGAAGGCCGACGUCAACGCGUGCACGUUCGGAGGAAACACUCCGCUCCACCUGGCGGCCAGUCUGGGCUCGCCGACGCUCUGCUCCAUGCUCGUCGCUGCAGGUGCUGAUAAGAACAUGGAGAACGACGAGCCGCUCUUCUUCAGCUCCUCUUCAGACGAAGAGCAGGACGAAGACGAACCAAUCAGAGAGGAGGCCAAAGAGCGAGAGGCCGCAGCUCAGCCAAUCAACACUCGGAAGAGACCCGCGGCAGGACACACCCCCCUGGACCUCGCCAAGUGUCAAAAGGUGAGGAACCUGUUAAACUCCCGACAGAGUCCGAAGUCGAGUCGUCACAGCAGUAAGAAGAUGAAACCAAGCAGCACUGAAGAGACGGAGGCGUCGGGGCUGGACGAGGACACUCUGUCCCGGCUGGUGGAGGUGUUGAGUGUCGGAGACGUUCCCUGGAGGAAACUGGCGGAGAAGCUGGGGAUGAUGACGCUGACUCACCUGUACCUGGACAGUCCGACGCCCUGCCACCACCUGCUGCAGCACUACAAGCUGGGUGGAGGUCCAGUUGAAGGUCUGGUUGAAGCUCUUCAGUCUCUCGGUCUGACAGAAGGAGUCCGACUGCUGAGAAACACCGAACUACGAGACGACAAACACAGCACAGACGCCACGGUCGACAGCGGCUUCGGCAGCCAGCCAAUGGAGGAGGAGGAGCCGCCUGUGGCCAAUCAGUGACGAGCAGGAAGUGAGACCUUCAUCCUGCAGGAACCAGGACUCUGCAGAACUGGAGUCGGACUCGCAGACCGACUGAGUUUCUGCUCGGACUCUCUCGGAGACGAGGAGCUGCGUUCCAGACGGAAGCCGAGAUUGUAAAUUCACAACAGGAAGUCACCGGAAAUUUUACCAAAAAGAGUUUUAAAAAAUGAACUGAAGUGUUUAGAACGAACGACUGCAUCAUAAAAGUGUUUUUUCUCUUUUUAAAUCAUAAAAUUUGUCUUUUUUUUAAUUUAUAUUUUGUUUUUCUUGUAAUUUAGUUUUUAUGAAAUGAGUUUAUUUCUGUGUGACGUCUGAUGGACGAUCCUUGAAUUUCACCUUAAAAGUCCUUAAUUUUUCUUUUUUUAUGAUCAAUUAUCUGUCAAACAUUUUAUUAUUGAUCCAAGAAAGUGAAUUUGAGGAUGAAAGUUUGCUGUAAAUCUGUUUACGAAGGUUUGUCGUGUCGUUGGGAGCAGAUCUGCUUUUUUCAUUUAGUAGGAAAGCGGAAUUUCCAAUUUUCUGCCCGGACUGGAACGCAGCACGUUGAGUGUCAGAGCUCACCUGUUCACUCACCUGUUAUCAGUUUAUCAAAACCUUUUUCUCUCCAUUCAGUCACAUUGAAGCUAUUUACGGAAGAAAAAGAUUUUAAAUGUUACAAAAUGACAUUUAAAAAAAUAAUAUUGUCAGUAAAAGCUUGUGAUAAAUUAUUAAAUAGUUUUGCUUUAAAUGUCAAACGUUUGAUAUAUUCAAACACUCAAAAUUAUUAAAAAAUGUUUUUAGGUCAACAUUAUUUAAAUGUUUACUCAAAGUCUAAGUUAUGGUUUUUUGAGCUGGUCAAAUAUGUUUACAUACACUGUAAAACCUGACAUCUUAAUAAAAUAAGUAAAUUAACACAAAUUAAUCCUCAUUCAUUCACUUUAAUUAAACCAACUCAAAAAUUAAUUGUUGAAGCAACUCAGUUGUUU